CGGGGGUGGCGACGUCACCAAACGUUGAACAAAUUGAAGCUCCUCAAGUCUGCAGGCGACCAUUUUUUUCGAGCAGGCCACCAAAGAGAGAGCUAUUGGGCUACCGGCGAGCACAAUUACGUAUAGCACUACCCGAACCGACCUCAGAUCUUGUCCACACAACCACAGGUCGAUAGCAACAAUGGCUCUCCUCGGCCUGUUCAAGUCGGAGGAUGAGAAGCGCGCCGACGAGCUGCGCCAGGGCACCGCCGUCCCCAAGCGCGCCGAGCGCCAGCGCUGCUGGGACUCGCGCGACAAGUACUUUGCCUGCCUAGACAAGGCCGGCAUCAUCGACGCCCUCAAGGACGACAAGGCCGCCGCAAAGGCGUGCAAGUCUGAGAGCAAUGAGUUUGAGCAAAAUUGCGCGGCGCAAUGGGUGACACAUUUCAAAAAGUACAGACUUGCAAACUACCAAAAGGAGCAGAGGUUAAAAGCCCUCGAGGCGCAGGGGGCCGUCAAGAUGGACUCUCAAGUCAACUUCAAGUAGACAAGGUCGGCACCGUAACCCAUGACGGCUUGUACUACCAAAAAAAAAAAAAAAACAACGUUGACGGGCACCAACACUCGUACUUCACGAGGUCGGUGCAGAAAGGGAUUGAUAGGCUCGAAAAGCUGAACGAGGACGUCCUUGUAAUACAGACGUAAUACGCGCUCACUUGUAAAUAUAAAUGUAUACCUACUUACUCAUAAAACAUUUCCAAGUUGUACAUUGCGCACAUCCCACCUCUGCUGAUAGUCUCGGGUAAUUUUCACUCAUAUGAAUGUCUUGUAUGUCAUGC
Messenger RNA from Pyricularia oryzae 70-15, 818 nucleotides. RefSeq lists its product as uncharacterized. The record is from RefSeq and is a predicted model, not a curated record. Bases 182 to 526 code for a protein of 114 amino acids. The transcript has 2 exons. NCBI's taxonomy places the organism in Eukaryota, Fungi, Ascomycota, Sordariomycetes, Magnaporthales, Pyriculariaceae. Gene Ontology annotation, cellular component: mitochondrial intermembrane space; mitochondrion; respiratory chain complex IV. Gene Ontology annotation, biological process: mitochondrial respiratory chain complex IV assembly.